ACCACUCUUACGGUUCCAUCUCGUUUAGUCCAUCUUAAGAACUCGAGGAACAGGUACCACCUCGUCGCGACCAUCGGUUUCGUUUAUUUCUUGUGUUUUUCCACCCACCUAAGCCUAACUACGAGUUUCAAAAGUGACUUCACUCCCUCGUUCGUUGUGUAGCAUAUUGCAAUUUGUAUGUGUGUGCUUAAUCCGAAUUUAUGUUAAGUGAAGUUCGCUUCCUAAUAUUUGGAUUAUACAGCCGAAUACGGAAUGCAAGCUGAUGAAUCCGACUUCCUGCAGAAUGUUCGAUGAUAGCUGACCAUGCCGCCAGUCCCCAGCAUGAUGGCUGCGGCACUCUAUCUGGCCAAUCUGCUCCUGUUAGUAUCAGCAGCAGCUGAACAUGUCCGAGACCUGGAGGUCUCUGAAGGUGUCCCAGUCGGCACGAAAAUAGGAUUCAUUGGUGAUGGAGCAUCGCCAGACAGCGGUCCCCCAUACCUGAUCGUGCCAGUUGGAGCGGCAGUGGACAGUGAUCUUUCCAUCGACCAAACGACUGGAGAAAUCAAAACGAAAGUUCCUUUGGACCGGGAAACCAGAGCCAGUUACUCGCUGGUGGCUAUCCCGAUGAGUGGCGAUAAUGUUAAAGUGGUGGUGAAGGUGCUGGAUGAGAAUGAUAAUGCGCCAACUUUCCCGUCGAGGUUUGUGAAUAUUGAGUUUCCGGAAAAUACGCCCCGAGAUGUGAAAAGGACGUUACCGCCUGCACGCGAUUUGGACCUGGACAUUUACAACACCCAAAGGUACAACAUUGUUUCCGGGAAUAUCAACAGCACCUUUCGGUUGUCGUCUCACAGGGAGCGCGAUGGGGUGCUUUAUCUUGAUCUGCAGAUCAAUGGGUUUCUGGAUAGGGAGACCUGUGAAUACUACAGCUUGGUGAUUGAGGCCCUUGAUGGGGGAACGCCCCCUUUGAGGGGAGAAAUGACUGUAAAUAUUACUAUCCAGGACGUGAAUGAUAAUCCUCCAAUUUUCAACCAGAGCAGGUACUUCGGGUCAGUGCAAGAGAACUCCACUAUCGGUACCAGCAUUCUGCAGGUUCUAGCAAGUGAUGGCGACACGGGAGACAACGCCCAGAUAGAAUACGCCAUCAACCGCAGGCAAAGCGACAAGGACAUGUUGUUUAGGAUUGAUUCAUCCUCAGGGGUGAUCGCUGUCAAUAAGCCAUUGGACUUUGAAGCCAAAGAACUGCAUGAGUUGGUAAUAGUGGCGAAAGAUCAUGGGCUGCAGCCGCUGGAAGCAACCACUUUCGUGUCGAUUAAGGUGAUCGAUGUCAACGACAAUCAGCCAACGAUCAACGUGAUUUUCCUUAGUGACGAUGCUACCCCGAAAAUUAGUGAAAGUGCGCAACCGGGCGAGUUUGUAGCGCGUAUUAGUGUGCACGAUCCAGAUUCGAAAACGGAAUACUCGAACGUGAACGUGACUUUGAACGGCGGUGACGGACAUUUCGGUUUGACCACUAGGGAUAAUAUUAUUUACCUGGUGAUAGUAAAUUUGCCUUUGGAUAGAGAGCUGCAGCCCAACUACACUCUGAACGUAAUUGCUACUGAUACAGGCACACCCCCUUUGCAUGCAUCCAGAACUAUCAACCUGCUGGUUACCGAUGUAAACGAUAACGCGCCAGAUUUCGAGCAAGAUGUGUACGAAGCGAAUGUGAUGGAGGUUUCGGAUCCCGGCACUUCAGUUAUCCAAGUGUUUGCUACGGAUAAGGAUGAAGGCAAUAACAGUGUCAUUACGUAUUCUCUUCUGGAGCCGAGCAACAGCAACAUUAACUGGUUCCAAGUGGACGCGCGGAGUGGUUUGAUCACGACGCGAGCUCAUGUGGAUUGUGAAACCGAGUCUUUACCGCAAUUAACAGUAGUGGCAACUGAUAAUGGAUUUCCUCCAUUGUCUUCAUCGGCUACAGUGUUGGUUACUAUCCAUGAUGUGAACGACAACGAACCGAUCUUCGAUCAGAGCUUCUACAAUGUCAGCGUGGCAGAGAAUGAGGUGGAGGGACGAUGCAUUUUAAAGGUUUCCGCAACAGAUCCAGAUUGUGGAGUGAAUGCAGUGGUCAACUACACUCUGGGGGAUGGUUUCGAACAGUUGCGCGAAUUCAAAGUGCGAUCGGACACCGGCGAAAUUUGCAUCAGUUCGACGCUGGACUUUGAAACUAGAAACGCCUUUGAAUUUCCCGUGAUAGCAACCGACAGAGGUGGUUUGAGUACAACGGCAAUGGUAAAAAUCCAAGUAACCGACGUGAACGACAACCGUCCAGUAUUCUACCCGCCAGAGUACAACGUUUCUCUGCGCGAUGGUGGAGCGUCAUCCUCAGCCACAUCGCCAGUCGUAGUCGUGUCAGCAACCGAUGCCGAUUCUGGAAAAUUCGGAUCUGUUAACUACCGAAUCGUGGCUGGAAACGAAGGCGGACUUUUUCGCAUUGAUCGAACGACUGGAGAAAUAUUCGUGAAUCGUCCUCAUCAACUAUCAACCAGAAGUCAACCGUCCCAUCGGUUAAACAUCAGCGCUACGGAUGGCGGCAAUCUCAAGUCCCUGAAGGAUGCCGAAGUGUUCAUCAGUGUUAUCGAUUCCACGCAAAAGCCGCCAAUUUUUGAUCAGGCUCGAUAUGUGUUUGCUGUGAUGGAGAAUGUGAAGAAGGACUUUGUGGUUGGUCAUGUAAAGGCGGCCGUUAUCAAUAACGGAAGGAACAAUGUUCGCUACUCGAUUUCAUCGGGCGAUCCAGAUGGAUUAUUCAGGAUUGAUUCUAUCACAGGAGCGAUUAAGGUUUCGGGAAAUCUGGAUCAUGAAACACGAGCCUCAGUGUUGCUGAAUGUGCAAGCUACCAGUGGAAAUCCGCCAGUUUAUGGCCACACUCAAGUGAAUAUCGAUAUUAACGACAUAAACGACAACAGUCCCGAAUUCGAAUCGGCCAUAGUACGAAUUUCCAUACCGGAAAAUGCGGAAAUUGGAGUUCCUCUUUUCGCCGCCCAUGCUACGGACAAAGAUAGUGGUUCAAAUGGGGUAGUUCGAUACAAGCUGGCAAACUCUGGCUCUGAUUUGUUCAAAAUCGACGCUAAACUGGGACAUCUAACUCUGACAAGACGUUUGGACUAUGAGAACGUGCAAAGACACACAAUCACUGUGACUGCUGCCGAUAUGGGACUUCCAUCGCUAUCCACGAACUUGACGAUUUUAGUGGAAGUUCAGGAUAUGAAUGAUAAUCCGCCUGUUUUCGAAAAGAGCCAGUACAGUUUGAGUGUUUUGGAGUCGCUGCCUAUUAACUCUCAGAUUGCUCAGUUUACUGCUGUCGAUGCCGAUACGGGAAAUAAUGCUAGAAUUACCUACCGGCUUAUCACUCAGAAUAAUUCCAGAGACGUCAAUGAUUAUGUUUUCGGGAUUUUUCCCAAUUCUGGAUGGCUGUACUUGAACGGGACUUUGGACCGAGAGUCCAAAGAUAGUUAUAAUCUCGUCGUCGCAGCAAAAGAUAAUGGAUUACCAUCGCAAACGGCCACUUCUCAAGUGACCAUCGAAGUCCUCGACAUAAACGACAACGAUCCUUUGUUUGCUGAAGAAGACUAUGCGUUUAAAAUAGAAGAAAAUCUAGCUCGCGGAACUUUUGUCGGCCGAAUUCAAGCUACUGAUGCGGAUUCUGGGUUAAAUUCUGAUCUUCGCUACAACUUGAUUCCAGCGAAUAGCAGCUUCCAGAUCAACGCUAUCAAUGGUGAAAUUACUACCAAAGACAUUCUAGACCGCGAAAUGAAGGAAUACUACGACCUUGUAGCUGAAGCCAGAGACGAGGGACAACCUUCCCGAAGUGCCAGAGUGGCAGUGAAAAUAUCCGUUCUAGAUGUGAACGAUAAUGCUCCAGAAAUCGUCGAUCCACAAGAAGAUGUUGUCAGUGUUCGCGAAGAACAAAUCCCUGGCACCGAAGUGGUUCGAAUAAGAGCGAUUGACGCUGACAGCGGCUACAACUCCUCAAUAACCUACUCGCUGCUGAAAGACUCUGAUGGUCUGGAUACGUUCAGCAUUCAUCCGAUUAUCGGGGUAAUACGAACUAAAGUGAUGCUGGACCAUGAAGAGAAAACUAUAUAUCGGAUUGGAGUGGUGGCAACCGAUGGAGGAAAUCCUCCGAAGCAAAGCGUUCGUAUGCUGAGGGUAGAGGUUUUGGACCUGAAUGACAAUCGACCCACUUUCACAAGCUCCAGCUUGAAGUUCAGUGUUCGAGAGGACGCAAAAGUUGGACAAAUAAUUGGAACAGUGGCUUCUACUUCGGCAGACGAUGACGAAAAUAUUGUGCCUGAUAGCACAGGGAGCCAUAUCACCUAUACUCUGACAGCAAAGUCGGUAGACUCGCCCACUAAUGCCUUUGAAAUUGAGCGAAGCACUGGGAAAAUUGUGGUAGCGCAAGAACUAGACCGAGAAAAGUAUUCUGAGUAUAAAUUGGAAAUUCGGGCUCUGGAUAUCCGAGCAUUGAACAAUCCUCAAAGUAGCGCCAUCAGUGUUACAAUUGAGGUAACUGAUGCCAACGAUAAUGCGCCACAAUGGCCAAAAGACCCAGUAACUAUCUCAGUGAGUGAGAACACUCCAGUUGGUUCCUCCAUCUUCAAUUUUACUGCUUCGGACUUGGACAGUGCUGAGAAUGGCGAAAUCCGCUAUUCCUUGACUAGUCAGUAUCCAAACUUCACUUUCAGUCUAGAUUCCUUAACAGGAACCUUGACUCUAACUGGUCCUUUGGACUAUGAAGCAACCAAGGAACAUCUACUAGUGAUCAGAGCCAGUGAUAAUCCAUUUAACGCAUCAGCAAAACUCAGCAGCUUUCUAACAGUUCGCAUUAUUAUAACGGACUUCAACGACAACACUCCGCGGUUCAUUCUACCGCAAUCGUCCAUGGCUUUUAUCAAUGAUAAUGCCAUUGUAGGCAUGAAAAUUGCCAACAUUCUCGCAGUAGACGAUGACUCCGGAGACAACGGGCGUGUCACCUACAUUCUUUCUAACAGCAAUGAUGCUUCAUAUUUUUCCCUUGGAUAUGAUACUGGUGUUUUAACACUGGCCAAACCACUGAUAGCCAACCGAAAAACCUACAUGCUGAAUGUAACAGCAACUGAUCAUGGAAAACCAACCCGGCAGGCCAGCAUGAAGCUGACGCUGUUAGUCCAGGACUCGAAGAACAGUUUCCAGAAGCUACUAGAAUCUGAGUAUGAGGCAACCGUGAUGGAAAACGCUGGAGUUGGCACUUUAGUUACACAACUCAAUAUCAGAGGACUUGGGGAAUUAGGAGGAAAUGUGUCAUUUUUCAUUUCACCCGGCAUAGCAGACGACACAUUCGAAAUACAGUCCCCAUCAGGAAAAGUCCUAACACGCAAGCCCUUGGAUCGGGAGAUCCUGGAAAGCUACUUAUUAUCAAUCUUCGUCACUGAUACAUCUCAGGAUAUGCCGAUGUUCGACAAAACACUUCUGCAUAUUAGAGUGUUGGACAUCAAUGAUCAUGCCCCUAGAUUCCAGCCUGGAUCUUGCCAAAGGCUUGCUAUUCCAGAAAACAGCGAGGCCGCAGUUUUUCACACAGUGGUGGCCAAUGAUAUGGACAGCGGCCCUAACGGGGACGUCAGCUACUCAAUAACCAGCGGCAAUAUCAGGAACAAAUUCAGCAUCGACUCCAAAACAGGCGCUCUAACAGCUAAAUCAUUGGAUAGAGAAAGCAACGCGAGAUACUAUCUAACGAUCACUGCUCAAGAUCAUGGAUCGCCCUCAAUGCAGGGAUACUGCAACCUGACAGUGUUUGUGGAGGACCAAAAUGAUAACGACCCAAAGUUCGACUUAUCAAAGUACUCGACAAGCAUGUUGGAGGAUGUUCCCAUUGAUACUUCCAUAAUGAAAGUGCAUGCUUCUGAUGCAGAUGUUGGCCUCAACGCGAAAAUCAUCUACUUUCUGGCCAAUGAGAGUCAGUGGUUGUUUCGCAUUGAUAAUAAAACCGGAGUUAUAACAACUGCUGGCCUGUUUGAUCGGGAGCGCAAGUCGGAAUACAACUUCAUGGUGGUGGCGACUGAUAGUGGUAAAUACAAUGCGCGAUCCACCAAAGUGCCCGUAACGGUCUUCAUCAAAGACGUGAACGAUAACAAGCCGAUUUUCACGCGAUAUCCAUUUCAAGAAAAAAUUCCAUCGUAUAUUCAGCCAGGCCAGAAUAUCCUGAGGGUGACUACAAAGGAUAUCGACGAAGGAACCAAUGCUGAGAUAGUUUACAGUCUGGUGAAUGAAGGAAAUUUUGGAAAAUUCCGCAUCGAUCCCAACUCAGGGGUGCUGACAGCAACCCAGUCACUAACGAGUAGUACUGGAAAAGUAAUCUACCUCAAUGUGGUGGCAACGGACAAAGGAAAUCCACCCAAAAGUUCCACAGGAUUGAUCGAGCUAAUCGUGGGCGAUUUGCCACAAGGAUCGUUAAGUCUUCGCUUUCAAAACGCUACGUAUGAAGCGAACAUUCCAGAAAACAUUGGUCAACGUCGAAGUAUCGUGCAAGUCAGCGCGGUGCGAACUGAUGGUAGACGCCAGAAAAUCCAGUACACGUUUGGCAUGGGAAAUGAGGACAACAUAUUCAGUAUUGAGGCAGAAAGCGGAAUAAUUCAAGUGCGCGAUCCGAAGAAUCUGGACUUUGAGCUUCAUCACGUGGUCGAAUUGGUUGUGGAAGCCAAAACGGAAGGAACCCCAAACUUGCAUGGUUAUUGCGAGGUGUUAAUAAGACUGUCUGAUGAAAACGAUAAUGCACCGAAGUUCACCCAACAGCAAUAUACUGCAUCUGUAUGGGAGGGCGAUAAAAAAGGGACUUUUGUACUGCAAGUAGUGGCGUUUGAUGCGGAUGAUGGUCCAAAUUCGAGGAUUUUGUAUCACAUUGUAGACGGAAAUCAUGAUAAUGCUUUCAAAAUCGAACCAGCUUUCAGUGGCAUUGUGAGAACUAACACAGUUCUGGACCGGGAAAUACGUGAUAACUACAGACUUACAAUAAUCGCUACCGACGAAGGAAUCCCACAAAUGACAGGAACAGCACGUGUUCGUAUCAACGUAGUGGACGUAAAUGAUAAUCAACCCACUUUUCCACCUCCGCGUACGAUUAAAGUAAAUGAAAAUGCCGAACGUGGAACCCUCAUAACGACACUAACUGCCAAUGAUGUGGACACUUUUCCUGAACUCACUUAUAAUUUUGCUAACAACGUCGACAAAGAAUACUUGGAAUACUUUAGCAUUGAUAGAUACAGUGGCAAGAUAUUUUUGAAGAAAAACUUGGAUUUUGAAGUUUGGCAAGAUUGUACGUUGAAGUUGAUCGCAUCGGAUACUGCCCAUAUUGCCGAGACACUUUUAACCAUUGAAGUCGUGGAUGUUAACGAUAAUUAUCCAAUAUUUAGUCAAAGCUCCUAUGAAGCCAAUUUACCUGAUACCAUUUCGUCAACACUAGCAGAUAUCAUCGUGCUAAAUGCUUCUGAUGCUGACUCAGGGAAAAAUUCUGAACUCACCUACUCCAUAGUGAAUCCGACGGCUGGUUAUAUAAUUGAAGCUUCUGAGGGAAUCAUCAAAGUGAACACCUCCAACAUAUCCUCGAACGUCCAAGAUGUCUAUCUCACAGUAAAGGCGGAAGAUUCUGGCAGGCCAGCACUCCAUUCCUUAGUCACGGUUCGAGUAAAGAACAGCAAAAGAAUGGAAACCAGCUACGGUUACAAGAAAGAAUACAAAAUCACUGUUCCUGAAAAUACCAAAACGGGAAGUACUAUCAUCCAUCUGGCUAAACCAAGCAGCCAAAGUCAAGUGUCCAGUUUCAGUAUUUUGGAAGGGAACAUUGAUCGACUGUUUCAAAUAUCAAAUCCUUCGGGUGCGCUCACGUUGGUUAAACCUCUUGAUCGGGAGCUACAAGAUGAAUAUGUUGUGACUGUUUCAAUUGAUGGUGGAAAUUCGCUGGUUACACACGUUGUUAUUGCUGUGGAAGAUUUUAAUGAUAACGUUCCAGUAUUUUCGGAUACGGAUUACGAGAAGUCCAUCAGUGAAACGCUUCCUAUCGGGACUUCUGUGGACAAAGUGGUAGCCACCGAUGCUGAUUUAGCUGGCAGUCCUAAUGCAGAUAUCACCUAUGAAAUAUCGUCCGGAAACCAUGAUGGAAGCUUCCAAAUCGAUCCAAAGACUGGCGUUAUUUUCGUGAAUAAUUCGCUCGACUUCGACCAAGGAGUUACAACGUAUAACUUAGUCAUCAAGGCCUGCGAUAACGGCGCAAAGUCUCUGUGUUCAUUAUGUUCCUUCAAAAUCGCACUUCAGGACGAAAAUGAUAAUAUUCCAAUCUUCCCCUUUUCCGAAUACAUGGAGUCUGUGGGAGAAAAUGAACCAAUAGGCACCAUUGUAUUUACCGCCCAUGCUACCGACUUAGACAAGGGUAUGUUUGGAAAAGUGAACUACUCUUUUGUGGACUCGCAUGCUUACGGUGGGCAAGAAAACUCCUGGAAAAUGUUCCAUAUAGAUGCAGAAACUGGCCUGGUGACUACAGGAGCUGUGUUUGACUACGAGCAAAGAAACAGAUACAAUUUCGCUAUCAAGGCUACAGAUUCAGGAGGAAAGUCAUCCACAGUGAAAGUGUAUGUGGAAGUCGAGGGAAAAGAUGAGUUUUACCCGCAAUUCACUGAAAGGACCUAUAAAUUCCCUUUGGCAACUUCAGUAGUUUUGCCGGUGGGUUAUAUAGUUGGACAUGUGGUGGCUACUGAUAAAGAUAAAGGCCCUGACGGUAGAGUGGUUUACCAAUUAACCACUCAACAUUCCUACUUUAAGAUAAAUAGGACAACUGGGGCUGUUCUUUUGAAACGCAAGUUUGACCAAUCAGAUAUUUUGACUUCGGGCAGGGAAAUUAGUUUGGUGGUCACAGCUAGUUCAGGCCGGCAGGCUUCCUUAUCCAAUAUGACUGUAAUAGAAAUAGUUCUAGAUCCUCUAGCGGACCCAAGCACUAAUUUGGCCAUCAACCAAGGAACCCUGCCCGCCCCAAGAGGAGGCAUAUCUGAUUGGGCGCUUGGGCUUGUUAUUUCCAUUGUGCUCCUCCUAAUCAUAUUUGGAGCAGUGUUUGUCUUUUUGCACAUGAGAAACAAGCGAAAUCGCAAGCUCAACAAACCUAGUUUGAGUACAGAUACUGUUUCCACGUCGAACAACUAUGUGGAUCCGAGCGCUUUUGAUACCAUUCCAAUAAGAGGUGGAGCUCAGAUGCCGCCAGUUCAGAAUCAGUUCGCUCCUCCAAAGUACGAUGAAAUCCCGCCUUAUGGUGGCGCUCAUGCGGCAAGCUCCAAUUCUGGAGCAGCUACGACUUCGGAAUUAUCUGCUUCAGAACAAUCGGGAUCAAGUGGCAGGGGGUCUGCAGAAGAUGGCGAGGACGGGGAAGAUGAGGAAAUUAGGAUGAUCAAUGAAGGCCCACUGCAAAGGUCCAAUGAUGGCGAUUCUUUAUCGGCAGUGUCUGUUAGAAACACUCAGGAAUACUUAGCUCGGCUGGGUAUUGUGGAUAAUUCCGGCGCUCAGGCUCAAAGCGUUGGGAGACUUUGCACUGAUCCUAGAGCUGGGAGUAGUAAAGAAUCUCUGCACCAUCACCAAACAGUGCCAUUGGAUAGUUUGCACAUAUUUGAUGAGGAGGCCGCAAACGAUAAUGAUAUAACAAAUUUAAUUUACGCCAAAUUGAAUGAUGUGGCAGGUAGCGAUAGAGCAAGUUCCGCAGAUGAGGGCGCAGGCGUAACUGCAGCUUCUUUAGGGGCUACCAUGGAGCACGUGAUGGCAAUCGGUUAUGGAGAGGUACCCACAGUGUCUCAUCAACCGUCCAUGAAUGGAUCAUUGAGCUCAAUAGUACACAGCGAAGAAGAGCUAGCUGGAAGCUACAACUGGGACUAUUUAUUAGACUGGGGUCCACAGUACCAACCUCUAGCUCAUGUGUUCUCAGAGAUUGCAAGACUGAAAGAUGACACUGCUUCGGUCCACAGCGGAGCUAGUGGAACUUCGAGUGUUAGGAGUAAAGUGUCCGUAGCUCCAGUAAAAAGUAUUCCUCCUCCGUUGAUUACCAGUGUUGCCCCAAGGGCAAUUGCUAUGCCUAUUUUAAGUGCUCGUGGGGGGCAAACUCAUCACGGCCAGCUGGGCCAUAACCAAAUGAUGAUGUUGCCCAGAUCGCCCAUUAAUCAUGAUGCAUCUGGAACUGGGUUUAGCACUUCCACAGCGAUGUCGCCCAGUUUUUCCCCAUCUCUUUCACCAUUAGCCACUAAGUCGCCAUCAAUAUCUCCACUUGUAGCUCCUGGUUUAUCAACUGCGCACCACGUGAUGUCUCGGCAGGCCGCUCAAAAUAGAAAUAAAUCCGUAGUCGACACCGAAUUAAGAUUAUAAUUUAGCUUUUCAUAUACGUUUGGGCUGUGUUACAAGAGCUAUUUUAGACUGAAAGACUUUUAAUAAUAAUUGAUCACUGUGUAUAUAUUUUGUGUUAUAUAAGAGAAGACCGUCGAAUCGUAAAUGAUGCUCACUAGAUGUACGUUUAAUUGCCAUUUUAAGCCAUAAACUUUCAAACGCAAUUAUUUAUUUGUAAUUAUAAUGUCUGUCUAAAUUAUUGUCUCUUCAAGCCAUGUAAAUACGUGUAAUAUUUUGUAAAUUAGGUUUUUCUAGGAAGGGAGUAUUGUGUUUAUUAUUCAAAUUGAAUUGUUAACCAAAAUCCAACAAAUUGUUGUGUGUAGCAAACUGUUGUAAUUAAAGACAUGUGAGAAUGACUAGCGUAAAUAAUCAUUAGGUAAUAUGUAAAAGAACUGUAAAAAUGUACAAAUAUAUACAUUAUUUGAGAAUAA
Messenger RNA from Dendroctonus ponderosae (mountain pine beetle), 10829 nucleotides. It is a transcript of the gene ds, whose product is annotated as protein dachsous. The coding region runs from base 304 to 10380 and encodes 3358 amino acids. The record is from RefSeq and is a predicted model, not a curated record. Gene Ontology annotation, cellular component: plasma membrane. The transcript has 16 exons. Gene Ontology annotation, biological process: homophilic cell-cell adhesion. Lineage: Eukaryota; Metazoa; Arthropoda; Insecta; Coleoptera; Curculionidae. Gene Ontology annotation, molecular function: calcium ion binding.